AUGCAGAAGGUCCAGGGAGUACCUUUGUCUGGUUCUGGAAGUCCUGGAUCCGACACUGGAGGUGUUGGGGUGGGUGGAUCAUUUGGUAGUCAACCAGCUUCUGGUGCAGAAGGUCCAGGGUUCGGUGCUGGUUCAGAUUUCGGGUUUGGUGGUGGAGUAGGAGUACCUUUGCCUGGUUCUGGAAGUCCUGGAUCCGACACUGGAGGUGUUGGGGUGGGGGGAUCAUUAGGUAGUCAACCAGCUUCUGGUGCAGAAGGUCCAGGGUUCGGUGCUGGUUCAGAUUUCGGAUUUGGUGGUGGAGUAGGAGUACCUUUGUCUGGUUCUGGAAGUCCUGGAUCCGACACUGGAGGUGUUGGGGUGGGUGGAUCAUUAGGUAGUCAACCAGCUUUUGGUGCAGAAAGUCCAGGGUUCGGUGCUGGUUCAGAUUUCGGGUUUGGUGGUGGAGUAGGAGUACCUUUGCCUGGUUCUGGAGCUGGAAGUCCUGGAUUUGGUAUUGGAACAGAAGGUCCAGAAUUUGGUGGAGGAGCCGCCAGUUCAGGAAUCGGUCCUGGAUCCGAUUCAGGGUUUGGUGCUGGAGUCGGAGUCUCAUUGCCUGGAUUUGGAGGUGGAGCUAGCGGUACCGGUGGAUUUGGAGAUGAUGUCAAUACCUUGGGAACAGAAUCUGGUACAGGAAGUCCAGGGAUACCUUUGACUGGAUUUGGAGGAACAGACCCUUUAGGGACUCAUUCUGGGGUUGGAAGUCAAGGAUUCGGUGAUGUAGGAGUAUCUUUGCCUGGAUCUGGAGGAGGGGGAGUAGACCCUUUAAGGACUGACUUUGGAGGAGGGUUCACUAACGGUCCAGGAGGUUUUGGGUUUAACUUUGGAGGGCUUGGAGUAACUUCAGCGCCGGACUCGGGUUUCAGCGCUGGAGGAGCUGGAGUACCUCUUCCAGACUUUGGAUCGGGGCCUGAAUCUCACGCAGGUGGCUCCAUAGGUCUGCAGGGGAUUGGUGACAAUAAUGCCAGUGGUUCAGGACUUUUCAGUGAAUCAGUGGGAGUAUCUCUACCCAGUUUCAAUGGUGGUUCUGAGUUUGGGUUUAAUGCAGGUACACUAGAUGCUUCAGAUGUACCAUUACAGGGACCCCCAUUCCCAAGUGACAUUUCGAUAGGCCCCAACUUUGGUUCAGAUUCUCCGCCGGCCUUUUCGCCAGGUAAUGAAGUGGGAGGGUCUUUAUCUUCAGGAGGGGGACUAAAUAUUAAGGGAUCUACAGCUGGCGUGGGUGUCCCCUUAAAUACUGAAUCUGGAAAAAAGAAAGGUACGGGGCUAACUUUCAUCAACCCAGCCACAAGUGUCUUUCCGUUUUUUGAGUUAGGCCCACCUGAGCUUUCCCCAGGAAAAGCUGCAGGUGGGCGUAAAACCCCAUUUGAUUCCCCUCACGUCACUGAAGGAUCUCCAUCAGUGAAACAAGGUUUUUCUAAUGCUGCCAAAAAUGAUAUUACCGUAGAGGAUUCAGGAUUGGUGGAGCCAGUUCACAGAGCAGAAGACUCCACUGUCACGGAGCCACAGGACUUGGAGCAAGUCUAUCAUGAAAUAUACGGCAUUAAGUUGCUAGCUAACGAUCCAAGAAAACAAACUCCUGCUCCUAAAAACCUAGAGCUUCCGAGGCUCUGA
Molecule: messenger RNA, 1650 nt
Organism: Homarus americanus (American lobster)
Lineage: Eukaryota; Metazoa; Arthropoda; Malacostraca; Decapoda; Nephropidae
Product: glycine-rich cell wall structural protein 1-like
Exons: 2
Coding region: 1-1650 (549 amino acids)
Source: RefSeq, a predicted model, not a curated record